AUGGAUGCUGGUCAGGAGAGCAUGCGUGGUAUCGAGACCCUGGCUAGGGCAGCAGGCGGCCCCGACCCAUCUGUCGGAAAUGAUGAGUGGCUCCCUUCGCCGAAGGCUGCAGGACCAACACCAGCGGGAAUGGCAGAAGCCAUACGUGUGCGAGCCGGUCCCCACUGCCCCCGCGGCGCUGUCACCAUCAUCCUAAGGCCACUGGAGCAGCCUCGGGCGCUGCUGCCUGGGAUCCGAGCCCGGGGUGCGUCGGGCUCGGCAGGCUGGCACUCAGACCCAGCGCGCAGGAUGGCAGGCAAGAAUAGCACAUUUCAAACCUACAAGAAAGAAGAGGGCCUCCCAGGUCAUCCGUCUCUUCUGGAUCUUACUCAAAUACACUCUGGCCCCUGGGCCAUUCUCCAAGAUCCCAUCUGCUGUGAGUGCUAGACCAGAUUCGGGGGCUGCCUACCUGUACCAAGAGCAGCAGCAGCACUGCCUUACUGGGUUCCUCUGUCCCUGAGACCCCGAAAGGAGGUAGGGGACUUGAACCAGGAGGUAUUCACCAAGCCCCGCUGGAUACAUGUUCCUCGCACAACUGCUGGCGGAUCUGUGGUGACGGGCGCCUGCUGCCCUAAUGGCUACUCCAUGCCCCCUACCAGGACGAGCUGCUGGCUUCUCCAGCACGCCUGCUGCCCCUCAGCUUCCUGUCCCUCCUCCAGGCCAUCCCGAGGGUCAUCGUGGCCAUUCGGUGAGCAGGUGGGGGAUGGGGGACAGCGGGUGGCCCUCGGAUAGAGACACCCACCUGAGGGAGGUUUGGUGGCCAUCAGGGACAUGGGAGAGUGGGGGGCGGGGGUUAGCUUGACAGGCGCCAGAGGCCUGGCACUGUGAGUGUGUCCUGUGGCAUUCUGCACAGCACAGGCUCUGUCCUAUCUCACCUAGAGAUGUCAGGGCAGGCUGGGAGAAGUGGGGGCCUCGUGGGGCAUUUCCACAUUUCUCUUUUCACCCCUUCCCUGUUCCCAAGUUCUAAAGUGGCCCUGCUCCCAGAAGGACAGGGGUCCCAGUUUCCAUACAUUUCCAUUGUUAUGUUGGGAUUGGCGAUGCAUCUUAACGGCUACUCGCCCUCCAGCCUGUGAGGCCUGGGCACCCCGUCAGGCAUGGGGACUUCCUGCCUGUCCCCAGCUUGAGCCCUGACUGCCAGGCUCCAUACUAGAAGGUCCCUUUCCCAGGUCUCUAGUCCCUGCCCUCACCCAGGCUUCAAGUUUUGCCUCUGACACCUUUGCUUCCCACAGCCAUAGCUUCCUGCUGGGAUACCUCCCCCAGAAAGCCUCCAUGGCCACUCCUGUGAUCAAGAGGCAUCUGUGACAGCUGCUGUUUUCUCAUGUAACAUAAUCCACGCCCAGAAUUCAACCCAAAUUAUUUAUCAUUAGGCGAUUCUUGGUUGUAGUGGCAUUCAUGUGAAUGUGGGUGAGAUUCUGUUAUGAAUGUGGUCAAUAGAUGCUAUUUGUGAAACUCUAAA
Molecule: messenger RNA, 1495 nt
Organism: Sapajus apella (tufted capuchin)
Lineage: Eukaryota; Metazoa; Chordata; Mammalia; Primates; Cebidae
Gene: CUNH16orf95
Product: chromosome unknown C16orf95 homolog
Exons: 6
Source: RefSeq, a predicted model, not a curated record